Aureococcus anophagefferens is the source of this 1105-nucleotide messenger RNA. RefSeq lists its product as hypothetical. The record is from RefSeq and is a predicted model, not a curated record. Gene Ontology annotation, biological process: translation; ribosomal large subunit assembly. The transcript has a single exon. Gene Ontology annotation, molecular function: 5S rRNA binding; structural constituent of ribosome. Gene Ontology annotation, cellular component: ribosome; cytosolic large ribosomal subunit. Lineage: Eukaryota; Pelagophyceae; Pelagomonadales; Pelagomonadaceae. Bases 1 to 972 code for a protein of 323 amino acids.
AUGCCGUUCGUCAAGAUCAUCAAGAACAAGGCGUACUUUAAACGGUACCAGGUCAAGUACAAGCGCCGGCGGGAGGGCAAGACGGACUACCGCGCGCGCAAGCGCCUCAUCACGCAGGACAAGAACAAGUACAACACGCCGAAGUACCGCCUCGUCGUGCGCUUCUCGAACAAAUACGUGACCUGCGCCGUGCACUCGUCCGAGCUCGUCGGCGACAAGUGCAUCGCGACCGCGACGUCCAAGGAGCUCGGGCGCUACGGCCUCAAGGUCGGCCUCAAGAACUUCGCCGCGGCCUACUGCACGGGCCUCCUCGUCGCGCGCCGCCUCCUCGCCAAGGUCGGUCUCGACGAGCUCUACGAGGGCAACACGGACCCCGAGGGCGAGGUCGUCAAGACGGAGGUCGGCAAGAAGGAGUACUACGUCGAGGAGCUCGACGACGACAAGCGCCCCUUCAAGUGCAUCCUCGACGUCGGCAUCCAGACGACGACGACGGGCAACCGCGUCUUCGGCGCGCUCAAGGGCGCGACGGACGGCGGCCUCGACAUCCCCCACAACUACAAGCGCUUCCCGGGCUACGACAAGGAGUCCAAGGAGUUCGACGCCGAGGCCAUGAAGGACCGCAUCUUCGGCGCCCACGUCUCCGAGUACAUGGAGAAGCUCAUGGACGAGGACAACGCCAAGUACCAGCAGCUCUUCGCCGACUACAUCAAGGAGGGCGUCGAGCCCGACGGCAUGGAGGACCUCUACACGAGCGUCCACGAGGCCAUCCGCGAGGACCCCUCCCCGGCGGAGAAGGAGGAGUUCGAGGUCGAGGACCGCGAGGCCUACAAGAAGACGCCCAAGCUCACCUACGAGGAGCGCAAGGCGCGCGUCGCGGCCAAGAAGGCCGAGAUGGAGGAGGACGACGAGGACGACGAGGACGAGGAGGAGGAGGAGGAGGCCGAGGAGGCGCCCAAGAAGGCGGACUACUAGGCCGCUUCCGUCGCUCUUCUCGCUCCGCCGCCGCCCCGCCGCUCCGGCGCGCGCGGGGGGGUCGAUGACCUUCGCGCGCGCCGGGGCUUCCGCGGUCCCGCUCCGGGCCCGCACUCCUAACAAACUCAAGCUC